Molecule: messenger RNA, 6223 nt
Organism: Drosophila santomea
Lineage: Eukaryota; Metazoa; Arthropoda; Insecta; Diptera; Drosophilidae
Gene: nonA
Product: protein no-on-transient A
Exons: 6
Coding region: 98-2179 (693 amino acids)
Biological process (GO): regulation of DNA-templated transcription
Cellular component (GO): nucleus
Molecular function (GO): RNA binding
Source: RefSeq, a predicted model, not a curated record
UUUGUUCCUUUACAUUCAGUUUUUCAAUUUUGAGGACAGUUGUCAAAGAGUUGUAGCAAGCACUUUUUAAUACAAAAAAGGAUAUAAUAUUAAUAAAAUGGAAAGUGCGGGGAAACAGGACAAUAACGCCACACAACCGUUGCCCCAACGCCAGCAGCGGGGAAAUCAGCAGGCCAACAAAAAUCUCGGAAAGCACAAUGCUCAAAAACAAAAUGAUUCCGUGGAUGGAUGCCCGGCUGAAAAGAAGUCGAGAUUCGGUGGUCCAAAUGCCCAGAAUCAGAACCAGAACCAAAAUCAAAAUGGUGGUGGUGGUGCAGCUGGUGGCCCCAAUCAAAAUAAGAACUUUGGAAACAACAAGGGUGGGUUCGCUGGAAACCGCAAUCGCAACAACAACAACAAUCGGGCUGGAAAUCAAAACCGGACUUUUCCAGGCACUAACAAUGCCAAUCAAAAGCCCAAUAACGAAACGUCAAAGGCGGACGGUGCUAAUGCACCUGCUAAGAACAAUGAACCGCAAACUGCAGCUGCUGGCCAAAAUCAAGCGAAUCAGAACGCCAGCAAGGGCCAAAAUCAACGGCAAGGGCAAAACCAAAAUCAAGUCCAUGGUCAAGGAAAUCAAGGAGGACCUGGCAAUCAAGGAAAUCAAGGAGGAGCAGGCAAUCAAGGAGGCCAAGGAAAUCAAGGAGGACCAGGAAAUCAAGGAAAUGGUCAAGGAUUUAGAGGUCGCAACGUUGGUAACAAUCAAGGUGGCGGUUUCUCCGGAGGUCCGCAGAACCAGCAGCGUGACAACAGAAACCGGGGUGGUCCACGUCCUAGCGGAGGUCCUGGUGGUAUGAUGAACAACACCAAUAUGGGUGGUGGAGGUGGUGGUGGUCCGCGCGGCGGUGAGGACUUCUUCAUUACCCAGCGGUUGCGCGGCCUGUCUGGACCAACCUUUGAGCUGGAACCAGUAGAAGUGCCCACGGAGACCAAGUUCUCUGGACGAAAUCGUCUCUAUGUGGGCAACCUGACCAAUGACAUCACCGACGAUGAGCUGCGCGAGAUGUUCAAGCCAUAUGGCGAGAUCAGCGAGAUAUUCUCGAACCUGGAUAAGAACUUUACAUUCCUAAAGGUCGACUAUCAUCCCAAUGCCGAGAAGGCCAAACGCGCCCUAGAUGGAUCGAUGCGAAAAGGUCGCCAGUUGCGGGUACGAUUCGCACCCAAUGCCACCAUUUUGCGGGUGAGCAAUCUCACACCGUUUGUGUCCAACGAGCUGCUGUACAAGUCCUUCGAAAUCUUCGGUCCGAUCGAGAGGGCCAGCAUCACCGUCGACGAUCGUGGCAAGCAUAUGGGCGAGGGUAUAGUUGAGUUUGCCAAGAAGUCAUCCGCCAGCGCCUGCCUGAGAUUGUGUAAUGAGAAAUGCUUCUUUCUGACUGCUUCCCUACGGCCGUGCCUGGUGGACCCGAUGGAGGUGAACGACGACACCGACGGACUGCCGGAGAAGGCGUUCAACAAGAAGAUGCCCGACUUUAACCAAGAGCGGAGCAUUGGUCCGCGCUUCGCCGAUUCCAAUUCGUUUGAGCACGAGUACGGAUCGCGCUGGAAGCAGCUCCACAAUUUGUUCAAAACCAAGCAGGACGCACUCAAACGCGAGCUGAAAAUGGAGGAGGACAAGUUGGAGGCUCAGAUGGAGUACGCUCGCUAUGAACAAGAAACUGAACUGUUGCGUCAAGAGCUACGAAAACGCGAAGUGGACAACGAGCGCAAGAAAUUAGAGUGGGAGAUGCGCGAGAAGCAGGCCGAGGAGAUGCGCAAGCGCGAGGAGGAGACCAUGCGACGCCAUCAGACCGAGAUGCAGAGCCACAUGAAUCGGCAGGAGGAGGACAUACUCCGUCGGCAGCAGGAAACACUGUUUAUGAAGGCGCAGCAGCUUAACUCGUUGCUGGAUCAGCAGGAGGGAUUUGGGGGCGGCGGCAACAACUCCAGUUUUGACAACUUCGGCGGUAACAGCAAUUCGCCAUUUGAAGUUUUUAGAGGCAAUAACAACAACAAUUCCACAAUGAUUGGAAACAAUUCUGGCCCCAACACACAGGACUCCUUCGCUUUUGAAUUUGGGGUUAACAAUAUGAACCAAGGCGGCAAUCAACGUGGAAAUAAUGGCGGAGGAAAUAAUGUCCCAUGGGGACGACGACGUUUUUAGACACUGGAUCGAUCAAACAUAUAAGGAUGAGACUUGACGUACUCUCAAAUAUUGAUAACAUUUCACAUUUUAACUGUUCGCUUGCGAGCAAACAGAACGAACUUGCUUAAAAGGAUCGUCUUGUCGAAUGCACCCAAAUAUGAUUUGAUUUAAUAUUUAGUCAAAUAUUAUCAAUCGUCUAUCGGUCAUACAUUUUAAAGGCAACUAACAAACUAUGAGUAAUGACACGCAAAGGAUGAACCUUACAAAAUAUUAUACAAUUUGAAUCCCAAAAUGAUUGCUUAUAGGUGCAACGCUGCACCAAAAAACGAAAUCAUUACGUACAUAUGCUUAAUCAUACCUAUAAUUUAAGAUUAUGUAUGUGUCGACUACAUUCUCCAGUAAUUUAAUUCUUUUUUGUCCAUCAUUCAAAUGAAAUAUAUAUAAAAAUAUAUUGCUAAUCGACUUAUUUGAUCAUAAAACAAAAUAUAAAAUAAUUCAAAAACGUAAAAACACUUCGAGAAUCUGGUGAGUAUUCCGGAUGAGCGCAUGGACUUGAUCUGGUCUGGAUCCUUCAACUCAUUCGAUGUCCACUAAUGGAUCUUUAGGUUGUGCAGAAAUAUUCUAAGCAUUCCCAGUAUUUUGUUGAUCCCUUCAUUAAUUUAUGAUUAACAACUUUGUUUCUGGGAGUAGUCAAUUACAAGACUAAAAAUUUCUUGAGUCUAAAUUACAUAUUAUUUUCUGUACAAUUUUAUUGUCCAUUUUAACUAUUGAUCUGGAAAAUAAGAAAAUUUUUUGCGCAUUUCUAACACUAAGUUUGGUAAUAAUUUUAUUUUGCUUUUUGUUGCAUUUUUUUUAUAUGUUUAUUUAUGUUAUUUUUUGUCUCCUACCCUUUUUUUUUUUGUAAACUAUCCUUGCUAUUCUACCAAAUAUGUAGAAAGAUUUAUCAAAGCUGAGUAUUGUAGUAUAUGGAAUUUUUGGGAAAUGAUUUUUGUGAUUGGGGAAAAUGUAAAGAGAAAACGUUCAAACGCUAAUGGAUACAUUUCUCGCCAAUUUUGGAUGCUACUGGAAAACACUUCAUUCUUAGACCUAGAUUUUGGUUAUCUACGCCGUUUUCUUGCAAAAUCCCAGACCGCUACAAAAAAUUGCUGAUUUCUAUGUUAACACAAACACUGUGUUUGUGUUUUAUACCCUUUCACCUUUCAUUUUGCUUAAAAAUACAUAGGCAGACCCACACAGCAGCAAAUUAAAUGUAGAUGUUAUUAAUUGUCAUACAAAUCAUUUUAAUAUAUAUAUAUUAGAAUAUGGAAAAGACUACUUUAAUCAAACAAACAUUGAUCUUUGAAAUCAAACAUGAAAUAUUUACAUUUUGAUUAAUUCUGGGUGUUGGCACAGAAAAUUAAUAAUUUUAAUAAAUUAAUAAACAAUGCCGUGUAUAGCAUCUCUUUCAUUUUUUUAAUUUUGCCGGGAUGAAAAAUAAACCGAAAUAGACUUCCAAAGUUCCCAUGCGAACAUUACAAUGUCAUAUUGGAAUGAAGAUGUCAACUUAUGUUAUUCGGGAUUUACCUGUACUUAUUAUAUUAAUAUUCUUAUACCCUUACAGAAAGUAUUUUUGUCACAAGUUGCAACGCAUCAAUGGAAAGAAUUCUUAAACAGCAUCUCACCAUAGCAAUUUAACUUAACGAUUGUUAUUUCAACAAUUUAUUCGGGGCAGUAUUUUUUUUUAGUUUUAACGAACGCUGUAGUCGAGUACCUCGACUAUAAAACACCCUGUAUUUCUAGGGGUGUUAUGGUAUACAAGCAGCAGGGACUGCUUCCGCGCUGCUAAGCCAUAUGGAAUUUAUCUGCUUAAUCUAAAGUUUCACUCAAGAUACGGACAGACAGUCUAGUCGACAAGAAAUCCCCAUCAAUUAAUUACAGAUAUCAACAAAUCUAGUAUACUCUCUUACUCCCCGAGUAACAGGUAUAUAGACUUCCAAGAUAAAACUAUCGGAUGGGUUCUUUCUCUUCAUAUAUCAUACGUAUUUCUUUGCUAGAGCACAAUAUUUUUAACAUUUACAUUACAUUUCCCAAUGUUAUUAUUAAAAAGGAACAAAUAUUUUGGCCUUUGUGCUUUCUUCAUUUUUUAAAUUCUAUGUUUUAAUAAUGCCAUUUUAACUGUUUUACUCUCGCAUCGUAAUAUUUAUUUGGCCGAAAAUCGGUUAUGAAGAACAAGGCAUUGCAUAUGGUUUUUAGCAAUCAAAGGCGAUAAAUUUGAGUAGUUAUUGUGGUUUAUGGGAGAAGAGGGGGGUAUUGUGAAAUGAGGAAUGUGGGUUAACAAAACAACGUCUCGCGAUUUCCCAUGAAAAAUGCUCUCUGAGAAGGAUGAAUAUUUCAAUGCCAUGGCGAUUGGGAAAAGGUAAUGCCUGCCCUUGUGAAAUUUUUAUUAAUUUACCUCCAUACAGCUAAAAUAAUUUAAUUAUUUUCAUAUUCAAGUUCUUUUACAGGUUUAUUUAAUGAAUGUAUGAUGACUUGCAUCGUAUUGCAUGUACAAUGACAUUGGAAUCUUUUUAGACGGAACGUCGCUCUAUUGCACUUGGUGUAAUAUUGUGAACACGAUUAAUAUUUGCACUUUUGGGAUAUUGUCUUUUAUGGCACAACUAUCCAUUUGGGUAUCGAAAUCGAUUUCUUCUGCCAGCAAUUAAUUGCACAAUGAUCAGCUUUUCUGUACCCUUACACAAUUGAUUUUGAAUAGGCCUGAACUUCGGGUGCAUUUUGCUGAAAUGUAGGGUAUACUACCUUUCGACCUUAGGGAGUAGUAGUUUCCCUCGCUUAUUUCUCAUUUUUCUCCUCCUUCCAAUCUUUCAAAACAAUACUGGUUUCAAUAAACUAUACGUUUAUAAAACAUCUAACCGCUACUGCUUCUCGCCUAUUGUAUAAUUUUAUCACCAAAAAGGGCAUCAAUGAAUGAUUAUUAAAUGUUUUAAAGCACUAUGUUGUGGCCAUUCAUGUUGAUUGAAACAUGAAACUUGAAACAGCACAUGAGUGGGCGAAUGUCAAGAGUAAUCUAUGUUUAUAAACAAAAUAAUAGUUAGAUGGAUAAAACACAUCCAAAUUGAAGUAGGAAUUGGCAAAGGAUAUCUGUUGUUAAGUUACUAAUCUUUUCUUCUAACUUCCUAAAAACAAAACAGUGAUUCAGUCUUGCUUCAAAGGUUUAAAACUACAAAACUGGAUGGUUUCCGUCUCAAAAAGUAAAUUGGUAAUGAAUUUUAUUUGUGAUUUUUUUUAUAAUAAAUGGUGGGUAGUCGGUUUUGAAUUUUUUUUUAAUAUGGAAUGACUGCAUUCUAAAUGCUCACAAAUGAAAAGUUUAUCUGAAUUGGUACGAACUUGUUCUUUUACGCAUUUAAAUCGAUAUAUUAAUAUAUCUAUAAAAUCUAUAAUUCGUUGUUCUUAAAUCAGUCUGAUAACUCACAACUAAAUGUAUUGCAUUUAAAUAUGCAUUGUAUAUUGAUAUACAGAAAUACUUUGGUUUUUGUAAUAAAAUGCGUUCGGCGAUCAAUCAAACAUACGAUAAUCAAGUACGAGUAUGUUUAUUUGUUUUAAUGCAUUCAAUCGAAAAUAGAUCAUUGCCCAAGACUGGCUAUAUAAAAUAUCUACUAAAUUUUAGCGACUGAAAUAUAAAUUAAAAUGUUUGUUUUGUGGAUGAGAUUCUCUUAAAUUAUUUGCGUGUGGAUUUUUGGGUUCGAGCCAGCGAUUAGCUGUUUUUUCGAUGAAACUCUUCAGCUUUGGCCGAAGAUGAUAUAUUUUCAAGAUCGCAAUACGGUGUCUUUGCUCGCAAAUGAAGUCCAAAUCGACUGGCAGCAAAGCGCUAACUUAAAUCAGGAGAUCAAACGUAUUGACGAUCCUAUAAAUGGAACUACUUCAAACAUCACCCUACCAGAUUUGGAUUCAAAUAUAAUGGCUUUCAUAUUGGAACAGUUCUCGUCUAAUGUGCUUUAUACAAAAAUUGUACAAUUUGUUGGUGGCAACUUUAAAAACCACACUCAGCUGGAUCAAAUAUUAUUAAAAAAUGCAUAUACAAUUUCA